Molecule: messenger RNA, 522 nt
Organism: Vitis vinifera (wine grape)
Lineage: Eukaryota; Viridiplantae; Streptophyta; Magnoliopsida; Vitales; Vitaceae
Product: protein SRC2-like
Exons: 2
Coding region: 1-522 (173 amino acids)
Biological process (GO): defense response
Source: RefSeq, a predicted model, not a curated record
AUGGAGUGUAGGAAGUUCCAGAUUGCCAUUCUUUCAGCUCAAGGUCUUGAGAACGUCCGAGAAAUAUUCAGAAUGAAAGUCUACGCCCAGCUUUCAAUCCCCGGCAAUCCCCAAAUAAAGAGAGAAACCCCAGUGGACACAGAGGGGGAGACCAACCCCGCAUGGAACUCCACCAUUAGAUUCACAAUAGGCAAUCAGGCAGUCGAACACCAAGGCGUCGUGUUCGUCAUCAAGCUAUACUGCAGCCGGGCCCUAGGAGACCGGUACAUCGGUGAGGUGAGCCUAUCUUUCAAGGACCUGUUUGAUGGUGCCGCACCCACCAGCCAAGGCCGCAGCAGCGGUAUUUGGGUUAAGAAACCAUCCCGUUUCUUGCCCAGAAAUUUGGCAGCUGCAGGUUUCUUUAUUAUGAAAGUGGUUUUAGAGGCUACCUUAGAGCAAGCAUCGAUCUCGACAUUCCAUUCUUUGGAGAAGAUGUUCCGAUAUGUUAACGAGCAUGAUAAGUAUAUUGAGCUCAAAUCUUGA